Messenger RNA from Cooperia oncophora, 177 nucleotides. Lineage: Eukaryota; Metazoa; Nematoda; Chromadorea; Rhabditida; Trichostrongylidae. The record is from the annotation of a GenBank genome assembly.
AUGAAUCCUGCACGAUCGUUUGGGCCAAACAUUGUGGCCACGAUAUUCAUGCACGAUAAACUUGAUGCUCAUUUCUGGUCAUUUCACUGGAUCUACUACGUCGGACCGGCGUUUGGUGCACUGUUCGCGGCGGGCCUGUACAGGGUGUUCUUCUCCAAAAGCGACCGAGCUGUUUGA